CGCCGAGGAAGCGCGCACGGCGGCGGCGCCCGCAGCGGCCAUCUCGGGCGCGGGCGAGUCGCCCCGCUCGGCAUCCAUGGAGUUACUCCGCGGCCGCGGCUGAGGGCAGCGCGUGUCCGCCCCCCCCGCACCCCCCCGCCCGGGGCCCGGCAAUGACACCGGAUUGAGCCGGGCCCGGGGCGCCCAGCAGCGGGGCGGCUGCGGAGCAUCCCCCGCCCCCUGCGCCGGCCUCCCCUCCCGCAGCCCCGCAGACCGGCGCAACUCCCGCAGGACGCGCUCGCGGCGAAGAUGGAAGAAAAACGACGGAAGUACUCGAUCAGCAGUGAUAACUCGGACACCACCGACAGUCACACCACGUCCGCGUCGAGAUGCUCCAAAAUCCCGAAUACCAAAUCCAACUGGUCGAGGCAGAAGGAGAAGAAGCCCUCUGAGGUCUUCCGCACUGAUCUGAUCACGGCCAUGAAGAUCCCCGACUCGUUCCAGCUGAGCCCGGAUGAGUACUACGUUCUCGCGGAUCCCUGGAGGCAGGAGUGGGAGAAAGGAGUGCAGGUGCCGGCGAGCGCCGAGGCGAUCCCGGAGCCCGUGGUUCGGAUCAUACCCCAGCUGGAGAACUCGCCUUCACAGGUUUCGCCGAGUAGCCCGCCUGUCUGUGAGAUUUCAGAAGCAACUAGGACCUACUUGCAAGGUGUGAGCCGCUAUGACUUGGACGAGCUUGAUGCUUGCUGGCUGGAACUUGUUAAUAUGGAGCUCAAGGAGAUGGAGAAGCCGGAGCUGGACGAGAUGACCCUGGAGAGAGUGCUGGAGGAGCUGGAGACCAUGUGCUACGAGAACAUGAACAUCGCCAUCGAGACGGAGGAGGGCCUCGGCAUCGAGUACGACGAGGACGUGGUGUGCGACGUGUGCCGCUCCCCGGAGGGCGAGGACGGCAACGAGAUGGUCUUCUGCGACAAGUGCAACGUCUGCGUGCACCAGGCCUGCUACGGCAUCCUGAAGGUCCCCAUCGGGAGCUGGCUGUGCCGGACCUGCGCCCUGGGCGUCCAGCCGAAGUGUCUGCUGUGCCCCAAGAGAGGGGGAGCCCUCAAGCCCACCCGCAGCGGGACGAAGUGGGUCCACGUUAGCUGUGCCUUAUGGAUACCUGAAGUUAGCAUUGGAUGUCCUGAAAAGAUGGAACCCAUAACGAAGAUCUCCCAUAUCCCGGCGAGCAGGUGGGCCCUGUCCUGCAGUCUCUGCAAGGAGUGCACCGGGACGUGUAUCCAGUGCUCCAUGCCCGCCUGCGUCACGGCGUUCCACGUCACCUGCGCCUUCGACCACAACCUCGACAUGCGGACUAUUUUAGCGGACAAUGACGAAGUGAAGUUCAAGUCCUUCUGCCUCGAGCACAGCACCGGCGCCACCAAACUCCCGGAGGAGGCACGGACAGAGCCCGACCAAGCCCAGCUGGACUUGGAGAAGGUCACGCUGCGGAAGCAGAAGCUCCAGCAGCUGGAGGAGGACUUCUAUGAACUCGUGAAGCCUUCGGAGGUGGCAGAGAACCUUGACUUAAGCGAAUCGCUGGUGGAUUUUGUCUAUCAGUACUGGAAGCUGAAGAGGAAAGCAAACUCCAACAAGCCGCUGCUGACACCAAAAACAGAUGAAGUGGACAACCUGGCCCAGCAAGAGCAGGACGUUCUCUACCGGCGUUUGAAGCUCUUCACGCACCUCAGGCAAGACCUGGAGAGGGUUAGAAAUCUCUGUUACAUGGUGACAAGACGGGAGAAAAUGAAGCACACCAUUUGUAAACUUCAGGAGCAGAUCUUCCAUCUCCAGAUGAAGCUUAUUGAGAACGAUCUUUACCCAGAACAAACUGGGAAGAAGACAAAGGGUAAGAAAAGUGACCCCAGAAGGAAAGGAAGAGAUGGUAGAAAAAAUAGCCCCGAGAAGACGGAGAAAAGGAAAUCGGUCAACGAAACCGUGUUGGGACAACUGGGCCUGGCGACUUCCUUCCCCAUAGACGGGACCUUCUUCAACAGCUGGCUAGCCCAGUCGGUGCAGAUCACGGCCGAGAACGUGACGAUGAGCGAGUGGUCGCUGAACAACGCCCACCACGAGGACAACACGCCGGGCCUCUCCGAGGAGCUCCUGCAGGACGAGGAGACCUUGCUGAGCUUCAUGAUGGACCAUUCCCUGAGGUCUCCCUUCAAGCAGAGCGAGGCCACAAAGAAAGUGAAAAGCAAAACGAGAACGAACACUAAGAAAAAACUGUCCAAAAACAGCCUGAACGCAAUCGUCAAGGGUCACCAGGAGGCUCCGGAGCAGUGGACUAACAACGCGAGCGAGCUGUCGGACGACGCGGCGAAGCCCUUCGUUCGCGACGCGAGGGCGAGCAGGUCGGAGAAGGGAGCGGCCAAGCCUCCCGCGGACCGCAGGGGGACGAGCGACGCAAGGAGGGCGGCCAAGAAGGGGGCUGCCCCCAAAGCCACCGACUCGCCCGCCUCUUCCGGCGCCAGGAGCUCGGUGAGCAACGAGGAGGAGACGGCGAGCGGCCCCCAGCCUGAGCCCAGCCCCGUGGUUCAAGUGCCUGACUCAGUAGGUAGCCCGAAAACCGUAGUGAGGUUCAAAUUACCAAAGGAGAGCCGAGGGACUCGCAGGUCCCAGCCGCCGAAGCCGCCGGAGGCCGCGACGGGGCCCCCCGCCGGCGAGCGGCCCCAGGCCGUCUUGCGCCGUUUCGACGCCGAGACGGACGGCUACUUCUCGGACGCCGAGAUGAGCGACUCGGACGUGGAGCCGCGCGGCGGCCGGGCGCCGCGCGGCCAGCUGGAUCCGGCGGGCGAGGAUAUCGUCCGAAUGAGCAUCUUGGCGUCCUAACGCGGCGAGGCGGCGACGGCGUGGUGAGGCCUCAACCCAGUGACAACUGCCAUGUCCACUUUCUGCCUGGUAUCACAAACGAGGGGGAUUUUUAAUGUGUAUAUAUAGUUUCAGAUUCAGCACUGUCGUCUUUCUCUUCUCUAUAUGCCUGAGAUGCAGCUUGAGCUUCACCGACAUCGAUUACUGUGACUGUAGCUGUCCCCUCCUAGUCCCCUUGCACGUCCCCCGGGAGAGGCGCGGGAGCGGGCGCGCGGGAGCGGAGCGGGCACGCGGGAACGUGCGUGGGAGCGGGCGCGCGGGAGUGGAGCGGGCGCGCGGGAAAGUGCCUGUGAGCGGGCGCGCAGGAGCGGAGCGGGUGCGCCGGAGCAGAACAGCCGUGCGGGAAUGUGCCUGGGAGCAGCGCACGGGAGCGGAGCGGGCGCGCGGGAACGUGCACGGGAGCAGGCGCACAGGAGCAGAGCGAGUGCGUGGGAACGUGCGUGGGAGCGGGCCCGCGGGAGCGGAGCGGGUGCGUGGGAACACGCACAGGAGCGGGCGUGUGGGAGCAGAGCGGACGUGCAGGAACGUGCGUUGGAGCGGGCGCGCGGGAGCGGAGCGGGCGUGCGGGAACGUGCGUGGGAGCGGGCGCACGGGAGCAGAGCGGGCACGCGGGAACGUGCGUGGGAGUGGGCACGCGGGAGCAGAGUGGGCGCACGGGAGCGGAGCGGGCGCGCGGGAACGUGCAUGGGAGCGGGCGCGCGGGAGCAGAGUGGGCGCACGGGAGCGGAGCGGGCGCGCGGGAACGUGCGUGGGAACAGGUGCGCGGGAACGAGCGCAGGAGCCGCCGCGGCCCUCGUUCCCGCAGCGCUCGCUCUCCCCCGGGCAUCGCCUGCAGCCGGGCGGGCGCGAGGCGGGAGGAGGGCGAACGGGCGACGCUGAAACGAGUAACGAAUAAAGCACAACCGAGCCGGUCGGGGGAGAGCGCGCGGGGCGGCGGCGAGCGGCGUUAGCUUUUCGCUUUUUAGAUUUAUUAUCCCCCCCCAACGACCGCCACCUUUGCGGUGGGAUCGGGAUCCGUCCGGGGGCCGAGAGCGCGGUGGCGGCGUGGGAGCAGGAAGGGCUUUCCCGAGCCGCGCGCCCUCCCCGUCCUCCUGCCCGGCGGCCGGAGGCUCGGCAGCGCGCUGCGGAUCCCGGCGGUCGCCGGAGCCCCGGGGGAGACGGACUUGGCUCGCUCAGGUUCACUGGUUAGCUUUUACCGAGGCCAAAACGGGAGCGGGGAGAAGGAGGGAGGAGAAAAGAUUCCUUAAACCCCGCCGCCGCCGCCGCCGCCGCUGCCGGAGGGUCUCGAUCGCCGCAGCCCCGCGGGGUGGAGCGGCGCCGGCGCGCGUCUCCCGCGGCCGGAGGGUCCCGGGGUGCCGGUGCCCGGGCUCGGCGCCGGCCCCGGGGCGAAACCUGCCCUCGCGGGGAGGAGACGGAAGCGGUCGCCUUUGCCGUUCCGUUUUCCUCCUAAACGCUACUAUGGCAAUGAUGAAUUUAUUCCUCCCUAUCCUUUCUUUUUUUAAUUAUUAUUAUUAUUCCUUAAAUCCUGGUUACAAGCUGUUGACUCGUUGUGGGAGGGUGAUUCACAGAAGCUGACAUUAUAAAUAUUACAAUAAUUUAAUGCAUAAAAUGUCCCCAAUAAGCCUUAAAUGUUGUUUAAAAGCCCGUGUUACCUAUGAGUCAGGCGAAUUUCCAUGUUUGCACUUAAUUGCACCAUUACUUCGGUUUUGGCUUCAAAGGUCACAGUUAAGUCGUGCUACGUGUUUUAUCGGAGUGACCCCAGUGUGAGCUCAGGGAACAAAAAAAAAAAAGGAAUUCACUGAAACUUUUGUUGUUGUUGUUUUUUUAAAAGAAAAAUGUAAAAAAUAUAAAAAGAAAAAAAAAAAGAAACCUGGGACACUUCUGCAACUGGUUAAACCCAUCACUUUAAACAGGAAAAACCCUUGCAGCCGUCAAACAAAUCAGUCAGACAGUCUUGUGGAUGCCAAAGAAUAUUUUGACAGUAAAGCAGCACAGCCAGAAACCGGAAACUUGUCAUUACACGAAAGUGGAAGUUAUUCAGCAACCAAGGACUCAAGCCACAUCCAUAACCCGCUGCCGCGGCUUUCGGUUCGAGCUUGCGCGGGGGGACGCGGCCGGCGCCGCGGCUGCGUCCUGCCCUUUUGAUUUCCGAGGCUUUUUGCUCAUCCCACUGUGAGCUUGCUUUUGAAACUCUGAGACUCCUUCGAUGAUUGACUUGUCUUGGUGUUUUAGAGUAGGUCAUCUUUAUCAGCCUUCAAAAGUCCUUAUUAUCGAGAGAAAAACAAAACAAAAAAAAAACAAAACAAAAAAAAACAGGAAUUGCAGCAAAGCAGACCGGCGGCAGCCUCGCCGGUGCCCGGGUCGCCCCAGCGCCGCGGCGAACUGCGACUGAACAUGCCGGAGAAUCGUCCUCGUGCGGGGAAAAAAACGAUGCACACGUUGUUAGCGACCACGCAGAAAAAAAAAAAAAAAGGAAAGAAAAAAAGAACAGCAAAACGGGAACCACCUUCGAUACAAAUUAGCACGAUCCCUUGAGGAUGGAAGUGAAAAAUCUGCUGGUUAAUUGAGGCUCGGUAUGUUCAGAUAAUGUUAAAUACAGUAAAUAGGACUUAGUUUAUCUUAUCAGGCUUGCUAGCUUUAGCUACAGUAUCCUAGUAUAAGAGUCAUAACAAUAAUCAAUAUGCUGCCUUUUAAUGAAUCUUGCUUCCGUGUGCUUCACUCAGUUAUGGUUAAAAAAAAACUACAGCACUCCACAACUCGCACUGUGCACAGCUUCGUCCACCCGCUUCGGCGCUGCUCGUCUGCUCAGUACAGGAAAGCAAAGCCGGGGCGCCCGAAAGAGCAACCAAACUCCGCCGCGCCGCCCGCCGCCCCCCAAAAAACCGGCGCCCAAAAGAAAAAAAAUUUAUAUAUAUAUAUAUAUAUAUAUAUAUAUAUAUAUAUAUAUAUAUAUAUACACACACACACACAGGCGGCGUUUCGCACGCGGCGGGCAGUGCGGUUUGCCAUCCGGGCACGGCGGGGGCAAGGGGGAGAAAACGCACAAGGGGGAGUUAUUUUUUAUGUUUAUUUUUUUUAUUUUUUUUGGAUGCAUUUUGAAAUGGAUAGAGACCCAGCGGCUUAUUUUGUUAGCGAACCGCCGUCUUCGAAGACGGCGUCGGCUGCAGGAAGCGACGUUUGCACUGCCGAAGCGCCCGAUCCCCGGCGGCUGCCGCGGCGCUUUGGUUGCUCUUGGCGGAAACCCCCUGCCGUUUGCUCCGUUCCACACACCAACCGGACCCGCUUCACGUCAGUUUUACAGGAAACGAUAUGAAUGUCGCAGGAGGAGGAAACCCUUCUGUUUUCUUUGUUUCAAAGAACGUGAUGUGCCAUUUGUUAAUAUAAAAGAGAAAUAUUGAAAAUAUAUUGAAAAGAGCAAUUUUAAAUUAUUUUUGGCUUAUGUUGCAAUAUUUAUUUUCUUGUAUUAGAAAUUCCUUUGUAGAGAAAAAAAAUGUAUUUUUCAUUAAUGCAAAAACCUAUUUCUCCUUUUUGUACAUUUUCCAUGUUAGUUAAUCCUUAAAGCAAUAUAAUGUUAUCAAACUUGUUCUCCGUGGGACUGUAUUAUGCAUGCUACUUGUGUUGCCUUGGACUAGCUCUGUCUGCCAUUAUUUUCAUCAUGUUUAGAUACAGUGUAUGCUUUAAUACACAUUGGGACCAUGGCCCAUUGCUUACGGGGGGGGGGGGAAAAAAAAGAAAAGAAAAACCCCUUUGCAUUCCUCAGUGUGUUGGCAAAUGCAGUCAAUAAAGCAGUGUUUUCUGUG
This is a messenger RNA of Rhea pennata, 6683 nucleotides long. RefSeq names its product jade family PHD finger 2 (gene JADE2). Gene Ontology annotation, cellular component: histone acetyltransferase complex. The record is from RefSeq and is a predicted model, not a curated record. The coding region runs from base 289 to 2844 and encodes 851 amino acids. The transcript has 12 exons. NCBI's taxonomy places the organism in Eukaryota, Metazoa, Chordata, Aves, Rheiformes, Rheidae. Gene Ontology annotation, biological process: regulation of transcription by RNA polymerase II.